Molecule: messenger RNA, 9971 nt
Organism: Anopheles merus
Lineage: Eukaryota; Metazoa; Arthropoda; Insecta; Diptera; Culicidae
Gene: msi
Product: RNA-binding protein Musashi homolog 1
Exons: 8
Coding region: 3272-5023 (583 amino acids)
Cellular component (GO): cytoplasm
Molecular function (GO): RNA binding
Source: RefSeq, a predicted model, not a curated record
UCGGCAAUGUGCUGAAAAACAAAACUAUGCAUUUUUAGCCAAGCGCGAUGUGGAGCUUUAUUUUUAUUUUUAUUUGGUUUAAUUGAUUUCGCUAAUGUGCUACGGAAAAGUGUGAUUUUGUCCUGUUUCCUUGCGUUCAGUGUGUUUGUGCGUAUGAAUGCGUGACUGUUUGUGUGUAUCAUUUCCCAAACCCCUAUAUUGUCCCAGCGUCUGUUUCGCCGUGCCCUUGGGAUGGGCAGAAAACGUAUUUAGCUUCCAUUUUCCAGCCGCGCCAACACAUCCAACAGCAAGGGUAGCGCCAUUGUUCUUUCACAUCCUGCUUCACGGGGUUGUUAGCCGCAGCAGCAGCAGCAGCAACGCUUGCUAAGAAUGCGCGUUGUUCAUGCCAAAGGGAAAGCAAUCCGUCUUUCCUUCACACAUACCCACAGACACAUACACACACGUGAACAUACAAGAACACCGGUAAAGCUUCUAGCAGCAGCAGCAGCCGAAGCUGAAAAGGACGCUCCGUUUGGUUGCCAUUUGCCAAACUUGUUGUGUCGCCAUUUGUCGUUCUUCUUCAAUUUCGGGUGCAAUGUACCGUUCACAUGGACGGAGCCACCACACAACAUAUACUACCGUAGGGACACGUGUGUGUGUGUGUGGGAGAUAGGUAGAAGGAUUCUUUUCUCCGAUCCUUUUCUUUGGCACCUUAUUCUUAUGCCUUUGCUGGCUCUGUAUGUUUGAGCAUUUGGAGCUGGAGCAUUUGUGUGCUUAGGUUUCAUCCAUCAGGACAACAAUUUGGUUUUGGUUGUGGGUAAAGCAGGGAGGGCCCCGAACGUAGCGUGCAGGUCAAAGUGAAGAAAAGGAAAGGAAAAAAAAAUACCCGGCGUCUGUGCACCAUCCGGCGCGUAGCAAAACUCCACCGCCGUCUUCGAUUUCUUCAUCGUCUGCUAACAGCAAAGAGAGAGAGAGGCAGAGAGACAGAGAAAGAAGAAAGAAACCGGCAAAGAAACCGCCAAGAAACACUCAGGCAGGCUCCGGUCUCUUUUUGAAACAAAACAGACCGAAGUGGUGAGGAGUAUAGAACGAGAACCAAGCAGCGGAGGGAUGAAAUGUGUAUCGGUUCCCCCCACAAAAAACACACACACACACACACACACACACACACACAACACACACACACACACACACACACACACACACACACACACACACACACACACACACAAAGAAAACCAGGCAUAGGAAACGAGUUUUUGGUAAAGAACGGAACAGGAUCGCCGCGAAAGGCAUCCACAUACGGGAAUUAGGAAAAGAAAAACGAUGCAAAGGGGUUGCUGAACAUGCGGGGAAAGGGGGGAUGAAAAGAUCACGACCGAAACAUAACACGGCAAAGAACGCUAAGAGCGAAAGCGAUUGGGGAGAAGCAAGCAGCAAAAAAAACAAGUGAAAAAAGAAAAACGCCAGAAUGUGUGCGUGCACGUGUGUAUGUGUGUGUGUGUGCGUGUGUGGAGAGCAAAAUAACAUGCCCCCCUCGCCAAGAACGAACGAAGAAGAACAGAGAAGAAACGACGCGUUUACCCUUGCUUUUUUCUCCCCUUUUGCUUCCUCCUUCCUGCUUCCCUCUUCCACCUUUCUGGAGCGUGUUUGCGUGAUGGGGGGAUGAUGAUGAUGAUGAUGAUGGCGGCGGCGAUGAUGCUCCCACAUAACUAAAAGAGCCUUUCUGGAGCGGCCUCAGGGUGGUGGUGGUGGGGUGUUGGUGGUGGUACAUGCUGAAGAAGAAUGAACGCGCUUCCCGGCAACGAAAGGAACCCUGGAAAACGGUGCUGCGUUGUUUUUUUGUUUGUUUCUUUGUUGUUGUUGUUUAAUUCAUAUGUGUGUGUGUGCGAUUUCUGUGUGCGUUCCGCACUUUUCUUACCCUUCCGCUUGGUUUCUCGCGUUGCGUACGCGCAUUAGUGGCUCUGUGUGUGUGUGUGUGUGUGUGUGUGUGUGUGUGUGUGUGUGUGUGUGUGUGUGUGUGUGUGUGUGUGUGUGUGUGUGUUUGCGUCUGUGAGAAGGAAGCCAGCGGGAGCCCACUGUUUGGGUGUGUGCGUUCUCCUGUACUUUGUACCGUCGCGUUUCCAGUUUGCGAGCGGUGAACGCUGUGUGAUCGUACGUGCGCGUGUGUGGAGUGAUGCGGUGGAGAGCGGUACGGUUAGCGUCGUUUGCGGAGUGGUGAAGCGAACGGUGGUGGCGGUGGUAGUGGAGUCGUAGGGGAGAUUGCAUUUGACACAGCAAGAACAAGACGCACACAGGCACACGGUGUUACGCACGAUCAAGAAGCCGCAGCUGCCUGCCUGUGAACGGGACAGCGUGAGUGAGAGAGUGAGUGAGAAGCAAUUGCGUUAACGCUUCCGAGAGAUAGAAACGCACGGUGUGAGUGUGUUUGUGCGUGACAAGCGCGGUUUGUGUUGGAUCGUUAAAGCGAGAGCGAGAGAGAGUGAGCGAGAGCGAGAGAGGGAAGCGUGAGAACGUAUUUUUCUAACACUCCCCACUGCCCCCCCCCCUUCUGUUCUUUUAUUAUUUGUUGUGCGUUUCUGCUCCAAAGUAGCAGCAUUGUCAGGAUAUUGUUGUGUACCGACGGCGACGACAACGACAGAUGUGCGGCGUGUUCUGGUUUCGUUCCAGUCCGCCCAGCUGCUGCCGCGCCGUUGCGUCCCUUUUGGCUGAGCGUUUCCCCCUUUAUUUUCUUGGAAAGUUUAGUACUCAUUCUUCAGCGUAAGAUUUGGAACGUAAAACCAAACCAAACCAAACAAAACUCAGUAGUGUGCAGUAAAUUGAGCAAAAAAAAAAAGGCGAAAGUAAUAUAACAAACCAGCGCCGUAAAAGUAGUGUAUGUUCGUGUGUGUGUAUGUGUGUUUGUGUGCUAUCAUUAUUAGCGUGUGUGAAACGCGAAGCGCGAAAGCAAAACCCGUAUCAAUGUAUCUAAACUAAAAACAGCAGUUACGAUCAGCAUUAAACACAUUCUUCAGCAAAACCGUAGAACGUAUUCUCUCUCCCUCUCUCUAACUAGAGUAUCUAUUAGUAGUGUUACUACCAUUUCUACUACUAUAGUGGCAGUUUGUAGAGAAAAAAAAAUAAAUAAACACACACACAUAGAACAAAAGGUGGAGUAUAUCUCCCCAAAGUGUAUAUUGAAGCUUGGUGGCCGCGUAGAUUGAUCAGCACGAUCAGCACGAUCUCCCAGCAGCAGCAGCAGCAGCAGGAGCAGCAGCAGGAGCAAGCGGCAAGUGGAGCAGCGAACGGAAAGAUGCUGUUUGAAACGACUAUAUCGCCCGCAAAAAUGUAUCAGUACAAUGUGCCUCCACCGAUGCAGGGCCCGGCGGCCGUUCCCGUACCGAACAUAAGAUUGCACGCCGCCACUUAUGGUGCCGGCACACUCGAUCCGAAUGGAAUUCUGGACACACACGAUCUACACACUACGCUGGUGCCCCUUAAGCCGGCGCUGCUCGCAUCCCAGGCAGCCGUCGUAGCCGCGACCCAACAGCAACAGAUGAAGAGAGAGCAGUCGCAAACGUCACAGCAGCAGGCCCAGGUACUGUCACCGCAGCAGCAGCAGCAGCCCCAGCCGACCGCCGCCCAACAGCAGCAGCAGCUCCAGGUCCAGCUCCAGCAGCAACAGGUGCAGGCCCAGGUCCAGCAGCAACAGCAGCAGGCGGCACAGCAGCAAGCCCAGCAGCAGCAAGCGCAGGCCCAGCAGCAGGCCCAGCAGCAGGCACAGCAGCAGCAGGUGGUGGCACAGCAACAGCAGCAGGUUAACGGGGCAAGCGUUAACGGUUGCGCCAAGACGGGCGGCAACGCCAGCAACGGCAGCUCGUCCGGCCGCUCCACACCGAACAAUGGUAGCGAUCCGGCACCGGGCAAGCUGUUCGUCGGCGGGCUGAGCUGGCAGACGUCGUCGGAGAAGCUGAGCGAGUACUUCGGCAUGUUCGGCACGGUUACGGACGUGCUGAUCAUGAAGGAUCCCGUCACUCAGCGAAGCCGCGGUUUCGGGUUCAUCACAUUCCAGGAGCCGAACAGCGUGGACAAGGUGCUGCAGGUGCCGAUACACACGCUCGACGGCAAGAAGAUCGAUCCGAAGCACGCAACGCCGAAGAACCGCCCCAAGACGCAGUCGAACAAGACGAAGAAAAUCUUCGUCGGCGGCGUCAGCCAGGACACGUCGGCCGAGGAGGUGAAGGCGUACUUCAGCCAGUUCGGCAAGGUGGAGGAGACGGUGAUGCUGAUGGACCAGCAGACGAAGCGCCACCGCGGCUUCGGCUUCGUCACGUUCGAGAACGAGGACGUGGUCGACCGGGUGUGCGAGAUUCACUUCCACACGAUCAAGAACAAGAAGGUGGAGUGCAAGAAGGCGCAGCCGAAGGAGGCGGUCGCACCGACCGCCCAGCAGCUGCUCCAGAAGCGCAUCAUCCUGGGCAACCUGGGCGUGCCGAUGGGUGCGGGCGCUCCGAGCUCGGCCGCCGCCGCUGCCCGGCUGGUCGGGGCGGCCCAGGCCGGUGGCAAUCCGGGGCUGGUCAAUCCGCUCGCCGCCAACCCGCUGAUGGUGCAGGCGCAGGCGGCCCAGGCAGCUCAGGCGGCCCAAGCGGCCCAGGCUGCCGCGAUGCAGCUGCAGAACGGGUUCGGCAAAGUCUUCACUACAUAUCCUCCGACACUGCAUAGCUUUAGAUACUCGCCAUACACCAUUCCAUCGGCUGCCGCUGCCGCCGCUAAUGCAGCCGCCGGCGUGAAUCCGCUGACGAGCGUGUCCGCCAACCAGGCCGCCCAGGGCCAGCCGCAGCAGGUACCGCACCCGACGUCCGUCGCCGGCGCCACGGUGGCGACGCAGGGCGCCCCGCAGCAGACGAGCCAGCAGGCCGCGGCCGCCGCCCAGAUGGCAGCCGCCGGUCUGACGAACCCGUACCAGGGCUACAGCCUGGCCAAUGUAGACAUGUCGAGCUUCCAGGGCGUCGACUGGGGCUCGCUGUACGGCAUGGGAAUAUUGUACCCUGAAAGCCACUGUUGAGAGCUCCGCCGUCUCUUCACCGCCAUCGUCUGUUUUCCUAGCAGCGGUGGUGGCAGCAGUAAGCGAAUGCAACGCAACCCCUCCCACCAUUGCAUUGCAUUCAUCUUCCGGCUGGUCGGUUGAUUAGUUACAGCCGAUGAUGUUGGCCAGCCCGUAAAUGGGGUGCAUAAGUAGUGCAGAAGACAAGAUCAACUGUACUAAUCAUCAUCAUCAUCAUCAUGAUCAUGAUCAUCAUCACGAUACAUCGUAAAGACUGUUUUAGUUCUGUUAAGUUUUAUUUAGUCGAACGGAGGAUAUUAUUUUAGAUUUGCUUUUAUUGUACACCAAUACAGAGAGCGGGGCGCUGCUCUUUAGCACUAACAAUGAGAAAACUUGUAUUGCUAUCAACUCUAUCAUUUUGCUACAACGAUUCAAUCACUCGCUCGAUACCUGCGCAACAACGGUCAUUAAAGAUAAGCAAUAAUUAUUUUUAACCCGCAUCCCGACCCAAUCCAUUCAUAUGGCGGCUCAGAUGGUGGAAGCAGUAAGCUCCCGAACAAAAAACACAUUUCGUCUUGGCAAAACACACAUUCAUGUCAAUAUUGUUCGGCGUACAGAUUUUCUCUCCUCAACUCUCCUCCAACGAACAGAGCGUGACGAGAAGAAGCAAACGAUGGGGAGAACUGCAAGAAACCCCAAAUCCAUCAAUCAAGACCGAUCGUGUGCGCUCUCUGCUCUACACUUUCCAUUCUUUCCCUCCAAGCAGUGUGGUGUUUUUUUGUAUUAUUAUUAUUAUUACUAUUGCGCUAUUUUUAACCCAGAAGCGCUCAAAUGUGUCCGUCACUGUUUCGGAUUUCAAGUACCGUGCAGUUUUGGCGUGGCCGGACGUUCUGGGACUUAUGCCUUCACGGCUCAUAAUGUUGCUUCCAAUGGAAGCACAUCCUUGUGUGUGUAUGUGUGUUUGUGUUUUUUUAACCAGCCGAGCUCGAAGAAUGAACCCGAUUGAGUAGCAGCGAUCUGCGAAUGCAGUGGUCGGCAAUGCAUUGCACGUGUGAACGGCGUAGUUUUUUAAUUGCAUGAUUUAAAAAUUUUAUUAACUAAGGUCAUGGGAAAACAUGCGUACUUCAUUUAUUGUACAGUGGAUUGUUGUAUGGUAGAUAAAAAUGCAACAUCCAACACAGCUGCCCUGGCUCUGGUGUAACGAAUGCGUUUCUCCAUUUCCUAUGAUACUGGUUUAUUGCUUUUACCUAUAAUAAACCAUUUUUAUUUUUCGUUUUUCUCUGUGUAGCAAUUACACACAGUAAAUGUAGCGCAAACACUUCACAACAUCAUCACACCUGGAGGAAAGUGUGUGAUAGGGAGGGUUAAAUAUGACGAUAUUAAGGAUACAGGUUCAUGUACCCACCAAUGGUGAAACUAUUAAUUUGUCUAAACAAAAUCAUAUUUAGUUCGUCUUUAGUAAUCCAACGAGAUUUUUUUUUUGUUAUCUAUCGAAAAAAAGUGACACGGGUUCAUCGUUCAACAGUUUAUCGCCACAUAGCAUAGCAUUAAUUAGCAUAGCAUAGCCGUUCAUUAGUAGUUGGAAUGUGUUGCACUGUUUGGUUGUAUAAUGCCGUGCUUUCCGUUGACAUGUAUCGCGUUCGUUAAAGGCAAAAUAAUAGCAAAGAUGCAAAGUUGUCAGUUAGUUUAGUUUGCGCGUUCAGUGUUAAUACUUUGUGGCCCUCGCGCCGUGUGGGCCUGUUUUCUUUCUUUCUCUCCGUCUCUGUCGCUCAUCUGUUUGCCUUGCGGCAUACCCUCCUUUUCUUUUCACUGCCUUAUGAUCAACUUAUCCUUCUUAUCCAAGUUCGUUCUCUCUCGUAUGCCGGGCCGUACGGAUUGUUGCGUGAGUGAGAUACUCGCUUCAGCGGAAGAGGGAACAGUUACCAUUAGAGAUAUAAAUUUGUUCGUUCGCCAUUUUAUCAAACUUUCUAUAUACAUAUACACUUUGUAAAAUGCGGUAGUUGUGUACUGAACUCAUUUUGUACUGUAGUUUCCAUCUAGUUUUUUUUUGUACAAUUUCUUUGUUAAUGUUACAUAUGUAUGCAGUUUUUGUUCGAUUUCUACAACUUUUCCUACUACUAGCAGCGAUCAAUAUCAGUAGUAGUAGUUGUUGUGUUUCGGUUUAAAUCUAGCCGUUUCGUUCUGUUCUGUAAUUAGAUGUUUCAAUUCAAACCUUUACGGUAUAUGCAGGGCAGAAUAAACAAAAAAACGCCAUACAAAAUUCCUCGCAUGCCAAAGCUCUUUUCCAUUGCUAAAUGUUGCUAUUACGAGACAAGCCGUAACGUGUAACGUUUUUCUUCAUUCAAGCCAAAACGAAAUCGUAGCGGUAGCGUUUUGAUCAACCAUUACUACGCGUUAGGCGCGUGUGUUUUGUGUUAAGCUCGCGUACGCUUUUCUAACACACAAUAUCACUCGAAAAGGCAGUUUAGUGCCAUUUGGUGUAAUAUGUCUUAUUAUUUCCAAACAAUAUUCAUAUCGAGCAAGUCUGUUUUGAUCUUUACUGUACAAAAUGUCGCCUUCAAUGUCUUUUCCUUUCCUUUCCACGAUGAAUAGAAAACACACACAUUUGCACGGGUUUAAUAUUCAAUAUCAACAGUGAGUAGUCGGAAAUGAUGAAUGAUCUGCCAUCGCAAAAGCCGUUGUUAUAUUAGGAAAGUAGGAACUUUUAUCACACGAUUUGCUUUGCUUCUAACUACCUUUGUGACAAUACUCAUCAUCUCCACCGUGUUGUAGUGAGACUCGAAUUCGGUAAUUCCUUGUAGGUUUGUUUUUAAAAGUAAAGUAAAGAAACCGAGAACCUCUUACUGUGACGCUAUUGCAAACCUAAUGGUUAUACAAAUAGCGGUUAACCGCCUAUCGCAUGUGAACAUUCACAGAAAGAGUAAAACGUACUUAAAAAAAAGCAUGUAUAAAUAAAACCACAUAAAUCUUACAUAAAGAAACAAACAACAAACAUAUCGUAUUUGAGCGACCAAUGUCGUCAGUAAAGAGGGGCCGGGGGCGAUGGUAUAGAAGAAAAACUCAAACUCAAACUAGGAGCAUUUAUCGUCUUCAACGGACCGGAGCACAUUCGAACGAGAAUUAAAGCAAAUGUAAUGUGACAUCACACACUCGAGCGGUAGUCAUACUUUGUAAGCUAAAUAAGGUAACCAACGUUCUUCCAUACAAAACACUAGAAAAAUACAUAUAUUUAUACUAUCGAGAGAUGCUGCAGAUCAGCAAGUAAUAGGGUUUGAAUACUAAAGGAACGAACGGAACAAACAGUACCAAAACAAGGAAAGGAGAAGACAACCACAAAAAGGUGCACACAGCGCGAUUACUUUGCAGCAACAUCCGACAAAUGUAUAAACAUACACACACACACUUCAAACGAGCUGCAAACAAAUUUAUAUCUCUAUAAGUGAACUAUUCCGAGAGUGAGAUAAAUCGAGCUAAUAAUUACUAGGAAAAUCCAACCCACAAAUCCAAACCCCAGUGAGAGACGAACUGAUGAAGCAGGAUAAACACAAACGAUUAGAAGCAAACAGUCGGGAAUUAUUUACCUACUUGUGAGCAAGACAGACAAGCUCUUGAGCGAUGCUUCAUCAUAUUCAAGCAACUGCUGUUUUAGUAGAGCCGCCAAUUGGCUGGGGAGCGGAUUUUAUUUUCAAAGUCCGGUUUCCGCCUGGUUUCGCAUUGAACUCACUCAUGGUACAAACUACUGAUGAGCGCAUAACGCAUUAGAAGCGGCGGUUUGCCGUGUGGUUUUGAAGCUCCUUCUAACGGCAACAGAAAGCUUCCUUCCUACCUCAGAAAGCACUAGCAGAGGUGUAAGAGCCCGAGAGAUAUGUGUUUUUUGUUUUGUUUUGUUUUUUUUUUUCUUCAAUACAACAUUGGCUAUGGUCAAAAGGGGAGUAAUUUAAAUGUAUCUCCUCUUUAACACGCUAAGCACUAAUGGGCGGGUACGAGAUCAAUUUAAAAAAAUACACACACACACACACAAACCCGUAAAAACCCAAAAGGCUAGUGACGUAAUGCGAGAUUAUCGAUUCGGUAGUUUUAUGAUUUUAGGCUGGCACUAGACAAAACUGUUGAAAUGAUGAACUCAACGUGGACCAAAUGGCAAAACUGGUGAAGAAGAAAGAAAGACAACAGAUCUUUACGAGCCAUUCCGCUCAAAAGGGAUGGCUCCGAGUCGGAAACUUUCCACUAACUACGCAUAUGAGCAAAGGUUCGUGACGGAACAGGCGUGUGUGUGUACACAUUGUAAAGUUGUUGUUUGGCGGCAUAAAGCCAAAAAAAAGGACGACGUAUCGCAUCAUAGACAAAUGAGUAUGAGUGCGGAUUUGUGUAAAAAGCGGGUGAGAGAACCUGUGUACCUACUCACAAGAUUACUUAAAAUGCAUAUAUAACAAACAAACAUAAAAGAAAAGAAGAGAAAACACACUAAAUUAUCCCAUCGAAUUUUGAAUCUUAGGGUUUGAGCCAUUUUAACACGAUCGUGCUGUGUAUGUUAUAUAGCCUGUAAAAUGUAAGAGUACACGCUUGCAGGGGUGGUCUACGUGUUUCGAGUGCACCCAAAACAUAACAAAAGAAAUGGAGGAAACAGUUUUCAGAGAGUGCCGAGUUUGCCGAGCUUGCAUAGCAACCUUCCCCUUCCCCAGUGUAUAAGCGCGCGCGUGGGGAAGUUGCUGUUAAUGAUACUGUUUCUAAUCUGUUUGUUGUACAGUGGUUGGGCCCAAACUUGCUGUUGGGGAAAACAAGUUGUAAAGACAAGCGAUAACAAGGUUCAAGAGUGGGCGCGCACAUGCAAGCCAGCAAUAGCGAGGCUGGGACUGGGAGAAGACCCGUCUUUUGCAGCGUUGACGGGCUAUGCGCUUAAUGAUUUGGAAGGAGAGACAGAGAGAGAGAGAGAGAGAGAGAGAGAGAGAGAGAGAGAGAGAGAGAGAGA